Zootoca vivipara (common lizard) is the source of this 6151-nucleotide messenger RNA. RefSeq names its product phosphoribosylformylglycinamidine synthase (gene PFAS). Gene Ontology annotation, cellular component: cytoplasm. The record is from RefSeq and is a predicted model, not a curated record. Gene Ontology annotation, molecular function: phosphoribosylformylglycinamidine synthase activity. NCBI's taxonomy places the organism in Eukaryota, Metazoa, Chordata, Lepidosauria, Squamata, Lacertidae. Gene Ontology annotation, biological process: 'de novo' IMP biosynthetic process.
GGCACGCGGGGAAUCCAGGGGGAAGGCUGGCUGGCCCCUUGCGAGAUCCAGGGGCGCGUGGAUAUCAAUCAUUUGCUCCGCGGCCGCGCGCUACGAUCUGGUGGGGUAGGAAGUGCUUCUGCGCGGGAUUCGAACUCUAGACCGCUGCGGACAUGUUGGGUAUAACUAGCAGAAGCUAUGUGUGGUGUGCGGAAGUUGUUGGUGAGUUUCCACUUCGCAGGGCUGAAUCCAAUCCUUCCCGGGAUAGCUUCCAGGCUUCUGCAACGGUUCAUCUUCAAGGUGCUACAGAUUUAUUAAUUUUUGUUCCUGCUUAUGUUAAUUUUCACAUCCCUGUGAGAAAUAAUAUCGAACCCGCGUGUGGGUUGUCCACACGUGAUGAUUCCUCGGUUGGAGAAAGGGAUGGUGAACAGAGGCAUGCAAACGCAGCCCCGUGCGUAGAGAGCAACAUGUGAUCCAAACACGACUUUAAAAAGGGGGGGGGAGGGUAGCACACGAUCUUUUUAAAAAUCGGCCCGUGUGCCCCCUUUCACACAAAUGCUUGUGACCAGUGUCUACCUGCAGGUUGUGGCUGUAGUCAGAACAUGUGAGCAAGACAAUUUCUUGCUGAAAUCGUAUACAAGUUUAUUUUCCAGUUACAGGAUUUUAGCAGGGAGUUGCAGGGCAUGUGCAGGUUGGGAAACUGCAUAAUAUCUGUGCUGAACCUUUUGCAGCCACAAACAGUAUUGAAAGUGGGAGUGCAUAAUGUUACCAUAAUGAGCACAAAUAAUUGUGAAUGCACAAUAAAGAGGGUGUCUGCAGGGGCCCUUAAGCACCAACCCCGUGUUUCUCUUUACAGUAGAUAGCUUUAUGCUUUAUGCUUGAAAUUAGCCAAGACUAACCAACCCUUAAUCUAUGCCCCUGAAUUAAAUGCAUCCUCCUCCCUUGAUUAUCCUUGCCUCCAUUUCCCUACCUGUAGUGGCUCCUUUGAGUUGAAUUUUAGACUGUAGAGUCUUUGGGGGCAGGGAACUGCCCCUCUUGCACUUCAUAAAACAUCUUGGCGCUUUAAUGAGAACGUUAUUACCGGUAAUCAUCAGUAAGAGCAUCAACACUUUAGUCAGGACUUCUGAUGGCAGUGACAAUGAAGUCCCAGUUAACUUUAGCUAGAUGGUGUGAAAAGAAGAAAGGAUCAAGCCACGUUCACAGAGCCAAUCUCUGCUGGUUGCACGCGGUGUGCGGUUUGCCGUUUUGUUCUCAGUUGCCGUUUGAGAGGCGGAGAUUUGGGGGAUGUUCCCUGAGCCUUUUAAAACUUGGACGAUGAAGCAAGACAUGUGAUUCGGAGGCCACUGACCUAUUUGCUUCUUCUUAUCUCUGGCAUAUUUGGCUCCAGCGAGCUGGCCUUUGGGACAUCUGUGAUUAGAGCAAGGUGGAUUCUGGGGUGGAGAGGGACAUUGAGAAAAGGGGGUGGGUGGGAAACCCUUGGGUUGAUUCAGCCCACUCAGGGCCGGCUCACGCAUGAGGCAAGGUGAGGCAACGGCCUCAGGCGGCAGGAUCCACAGGGGCAGCAGAUCUGUCCUCCAAGGAAUGUAUUGUCUGCUGCCGCCGCCGCCUCUUCAGCGGCCUCUUGGUAAAUAGGAGGUGCUGUUGGUCCUACCCUUGUUCCCAAUAGACAUCUUCACCCUUCUUCCCUGGUGAGGAGAGCGCCAUUUUGUGGUUUGCCUCAGGCGCCAAAAUGUCUUGGGCUGGUCCUGCCACCAAAGCCUCUUCAUCUGUUGGCAGACACACACUGGACUCCGCCAUGGGGGUCCUACACUACUACCAGCGGCCCAGCGAGGCGGACACUGAUAUGGGCACACUUCUGCGUUCGGCUGAAGCCAUCUUGGGAAAUGGCGUCCAAGGGGUGCAGAAGGAAGUAUGUUUCAACGUCAACUGGACAGGAGGAACACCCCCAAACUCUGAGGAGACGGAGAUGCUGCUGUGGAUCUUUAGUUGCCCUUUCGAACACGGCAACAUCGCAACCAAGUCCUUCCUUAGCCCAACUCCUUCCGAUCUGCUGAUAGAGAUCGGCCCUCGUUUGAACUUCUCAACUGCGUCUUCCACAAAUGCAGUGUCAGUGUGCUGGGCAGCCGGACUAGAAAAGAUUGACCGAAUUGAAUGUUCCCGUCGAUACCUUUUCAAGUGCGGGCAACGGCCAUCGGCAUCCCAGGAGGCCUCCCUAGCAUCCACGCUGUAUGAUCGGAUGACGGAACAGUGUUACCCAGAACCCAUCGUCAGCUUUGCUAUAGCCACCCGCCCUGAGCCUGUGUUCCAUGUCGAUAUUUUGGGAGAAGGGAGACCUGCUCUGGUCAAGGCCAACAACCAGCUCGGUCUGGCUUUCGAUUCCUGGGAUCUGGACUUCUACACCGACCUCUUCAAGAAACUUGGGAGAAAUCCCACCAGCGUGGAAUGCUUUGAUCUCGCUCAGUCAAACAGCGAGCACAGUCGCCACUGGUUCUUCAAGGGGCGUCUCCUGGUGGAUGGACGGGAGCUGAAGGAGUCCCUCUUCGAGUCCAUCAUGAAGACCCAGGAACGGAGCAACCCCAACAACGUCAUCAAGUUCUGCGACAACAGCAGUGCGAUCCAAGGGAGGGAGGUCCUCUCGAUGUGGCCCAGCGACCCAUCUCGCGCCAGCCCCUUUGAGAAGCGGACGUCCACCCGGCACGUCAUUUUCACAGCCGAGACCCACAACUUCCCUACUGGCGUUGCUCCCUUCAGCGGUGCCACCACUGGGACUGGCGGGCGGAUCCGCGAUGUGCAGUGCACAGGCCGCGGGGCCCACUAUAUCGCUGGCACUGCUGGCUACAGUUUCGGCAAUCUGCUCAUCCCAGGAUACACUUUACCCUGGGAAGAUCCGUCCCUGCUGUACCCGGACAACUUUGCCCCGCCUGUGGAGGUUGCCAUCAGAGCCAGCGAUGGCGCUUCAGACUACGGCAACAAAUUUGGGGAACCUGUCCUGGCAGGCUUUGCACGCUCUUUCGGUCUCCGUCUGGCAAAUGGCGAACGGCACGAGUGGAUCAAGCCCAUCAUGUUCAGUGGUGGCAUUGGAACAAUGGAAGAUGCCCACGUCCGCAAGGAAGCCCCACAGCCUGGUAUGAACGUUGUGAAGGUUGGAGGCCCCGUCUAUCGAAUUGGUGUUGGUGGAGGAGCUGCUUCCUCCAUCCAGGUGCAAGGGGACAAUGCCAGUGAACUGGAUUUCGGGGCGGUGCAACGUGGCGACGCCGAAAUGGAGCAGAAGAUGAACCGGGUGUUGCGAGGCUGCGUGGAGAGCGGGGAAGGCAAUCCCAUCUGCAGCCUGCACGACCAAGGCGCUGGAGGCAACGGGAAUGUGCUGAAGGAACUGAGCGAGCCAGCCGGGGCUGUCAUCUACGCAAGCCGCUUCCAGCUAGGAGAUCCCACGCUGAGCGUUCUGGAGAUCUGGGGUGCUGAGUACCAAGAAACCAAUGCCCUCUUGCUACGCCCUCGCCAUGCAGAUUUCCUGCGACGCCUUGCCCGCCGUGAGAGGUGCCCUGUCGACUUCGUGGGCAAGAUCAGUGGCGAUGGACGGAUUGUGCUGGUUGACGACACAAAGGUCCCGGCCAGUGACGUGGAGCUGGAGAAGGGGCAGGUUGGAGGGAGAGCCACCCCUGUGAACCUGAUGCUGGAAUGGGUUCUUGGCAAAAUGCCACGCAAGGAAUUUGUUUUGAAUCGUGUCCACCGAGACCUCAGGCCUCUGUCUCUUCCCCGUGGCCUUAGCGUGUCAGACGCCCUCCAGCGUGUCCUCAGGCUCCCGGCCGUGGCGAGCAAGCGCUACUUGACCAAUAAGGUCGAUCGCUCAGUGACGGGCCUGGUGGCUCAGCAACAGUGCGUGGGCCCCCUUCACACCCCACUGGCGGACGUCGCCGUGGUGGCCCUCUCCCCCUUUGAGACGGUGGGAGGAGCCACGGCCAUUGGGGAGCAGCCUAUCAAAGGGCUCAUUGACCCCGCAGCCGGUGCCCGAUUGGCUGUGGCAGAGGCCCUCACCAAUCUGGUCUUCGCUCGGGUCACUGACCUUAAGGAUGUGAAAUGCAGCGGGAAUUGGAUGUGGGCGGCCAAGUUGCCUGGCGAGGGGGCUGCCUUGGCGGAGGCCUGCAGAGCCAUGUGCUCUGUGAUGGCUGAGCUGGGCGUGGCUGUGGACGGCGGCAAAGACUCCCUCAGCAUGGCAGCCCGCGUUGGCACGGAGACCGUUAAGGCACCUGGGACACUUGUCAUCUCGGCUUAUGCUGUCUGUCCAGAUAUCACUGCUACGGUCACCCCUGACCUCAAAUGUCCAGAUGGAAAAGGGACUCUCCUUCACGUGGCGAUCUGCCCUGAUCGGCACCGCCUGGGGGGCAGCGCUCUGGCCCAGUGCUUCUCUCAGCUGGGGGACGUUCCGCCAGACCUGGAUAACCCCAGCACCCUUGUUUCCUGCUUCCAAGUCACCCAGAGUCUGCUAAAAGACGCAGUGAUUUCUGCAGGGCAUGACGUGAGCGACGGCGGCCUCUUGACUUGCAUGCUAGAAAUGGCCUUUGCAGGGAAUUGCGGUGCCCACAUUGAACUGGGGGCGCCUGGAGUCAAUGCCCUUGACGCGCUCUUUGCCGAGGAGUUGGGCCUGGUGCUGGAGGUUCCCCGCACGGCGGCGGCUGACGUCUGCCAACGGUACCGGCGAGCUGGUGUGCGGUGCGUGCCAGUCGGGCAUUCAGGCCCCCGGGGCCCUAAUGCUAUGAUACAGGUCACCGUGAACGGUCAGGAAGUGUUGGCGGAGAAAGUGUCCGCCUUGCGGGGCUGGUGGGAAGACACGAGCUUCCAGCUGGAGAGGCUGCAGGCCAACCCGAACUGUGUGGCCCAAGAAGAGGCAGGGCUGACCAAGCGCAUGGAGCCCAGCUACACCCUUACCUUUAACCCCCAGGAAGAACUUCCCCUGCUGCAGGAAAUGGCCCUUCCUGCCCCGCGCGUUGCCAUCCUUCGUGAAGAAGGGAGUAACGGGGACCGUGAAAUGGUGGCGGCUCUCCUCAUGGCUGGCUUCCAGGUCUGGGACCUCACCAUGCAAGACCUGUGCUCGGGCGAGAUGACGCUGGACUCCUUCCGUGGCCUGGUGUUUGUCGGAGGGUUCAGCUACGCAGAUGUUUUGGGCUCUGCCAAAGGCUGGGCAGCUUCGGUGACCUUUAACCGCAGGGCGCAGGCUCAGUUCCAGGCCUUCCAUCGGCGCAGAGACACCUUCAGCCUGGGCAUCUGCAAUGGUUGCCAGCUGAUGGCACUGCUAGGCUGGGUGGGGGCCAAGAGCCCUGAUGUGCAAGGUGAAGGUGGCGCCAUCGAGCCAGGGGUGCUGCUGAGUCCCAACAAUUCUGGGCGCUUUGAGUCUCGUUUUGUGAGCCUCGGCAUCGAGGAGAGUCCAGCGCUGAUGCUGCGGGGCAUGGCUGGUUCUACCCUGGGCAUCUGGGUGGCACAUGGAGAAGGUCGGAUGCGAUUCCGCUCAGAUGAAGUCCUGGCCCAGGUGCGCUCUGCCCGCUUGGCGCCUCUCCGCUACGUGGACGACCAGGGUCUGCCAACUGAGGAGUACCCUCUGAAUCCCAAUGGGUCUCCACUGGGCAUUGCGGGCAUUUGCUCUCCCGAUGGGCGCCACUUGGCAAUGAUGCCUCACCCAGAGCGAUGUGUCCUUCCCUGGCAGUGGCCUUGGAUGCCCGCCUCCUGGCGCCAGUCUCUGAAGGUCUCCCCGUGGCUACGCAUGUUCCAGAACGCCUGCGAGUGGUGCUUGCGCUAUCCCCAGGGCCAGCCCUGACCUUGCUUUUUGCUGCCUUUCUGAAAACUUUCUACACCCACUCACAAGCUACACUGCACCAUCAAUUGCAAGCUGGACUAGACCAGAUUAGACACGGUCCCUGUGCUAUGGAUGCAAAACUUUCCAGUGCUGUUGUCCUCAUACAUAGUCCGGGUCCCUAGCCCCCACACCCGCAACACACAUUUGAAUCAACUUAGGGAGGGGUCAAGGAAGAACGGAUGUGCAUUCCCUCCAGUGGGCGGGGGGGGGGGGGCGUGACAUUGUGCAAUAAAUAAGUCAGUUUGUACCAAUCCAAUUGUGGAACAAUGUGGGACCAAUGGAGUUUCUAUAUUGCCAAUAAAAGCAAAUUUGACUUUAGAAAUA